AUGCCCAAAAUUGCCUGGUCUCUAUCGGAAGAGGAGAACCUCCAUCCAUGGCUACUACAGCAUCGAGGGAUGUCGUGGAAAGCAAAAUCCAAGGCAUACUUCAGACAGUUCGGACUAAAGCGAACGGGCGAGUCGUUGCGAGGCAAACGGAACUAUCUAUUACGAGAAUACCGCGCUAUGCAGAAGAGACUGUCUGAGGCCUCCCAGUCGGGGAAACGCCAGCCACGAGUCCGACGCGAAGAAGCCUUGAGAAUAUUUCUACCGUCUCCUCCCAUCUUCACACCCAGAGCGUCCAGCGCAACAGCCCACCAUUUGCUCCACGCGAUGCAACAUCUGGCAGAUCCGGAACGUCGCUGUAUGACAGGAGGCCCGGAAGGUGCAGACCAGAGUCUAUUAGGUGAGAUGGAGAGACAGCCCUGGGCGACGGUCAGGAGGGCUAAUGAUUCGAUAGGUUAUACGAUCCAAAUGCCACAUACUCUAAGAUCCGACCCCUCGCGCUACGUUGCGUACCACUGGAAGUUUAUACGCCGCGUGUCAGCUGCUUUGAGGCAUCGCAAAAUGCUGCGAUUUAAUGAGCGUUCAAAUUCGUCCCUUCGGUGUACAUCCGGAUUGUUUUCGUACUAG
Messenger RNA from Penicillium concentricum, 624 nucleotides. RefSeq lists its product as uncharacterized. The record is from RefSeq and is a predicted model, not a curated record. NCBI's taxonomy places the organism in Eukaryota, Fungi, Ascomycota, Eurotiomycetes, Eurotiales, Aspergillaceae. Bases 1 to 624 code for a protein of 207 amino acids. The transcript has a single exon.